CGAAACGAAAACGAAACGGCAUCGUCCUGUCCAAGCUCAAAGCUCAAGCCCAAGCUCAGCCUCGCACCUCGCACGCCAUGGACACCGUCCGGUCUCUCGUCCAGCCCAUCACGCACAACCUGCCGGCCCCCAUCCGGGACCUGGGCGUGUCGAUCGUAGGCAAAACCUGCUACAAGGCGCUGCUGCUCGACGUGGACGUGGAAAACACGGAAUGCAUCAAGCUGGCCAUCAGCAAGGGCCUGGGCAUCGGCAUCGUCGGCGCCUCGGCCGUCGUCAAGGUGCCGCAGAUCCUCAAGCUGCUCCAGUCCAAGUCCGCCGAGGGCGUGUCCUUCCUGUCGUAUCUGCUGGAGACGAGCGCGUACCUCAUCUCGCUGGCCUACAACGUCCGCAAUGGCUUCCCCUUUAGCACCUUUGGCGAGACCGCCUUCAUCAUGGGCCAGAAUGUCGUCAUCACCAUGCUCGUGCUCAACUACAGCGGCCGGUCUGCUGCGGCUGCUCUUUUUGUCGCUACACUGGCUGCCAGCGCCGCGGCCUUGUUUACUGACACUGUUGUGGAUAUGCAGGCCUUGAGCUAUCUGCAAGCUGGUGCCGGUGUCCUCGGCGUUGCUAGCAAGGUGCCUCAGAUCCUGGCCAUCUGGCAAGAGGGAGGCACCGGCCAGCUCAGCGCUUUUGCGGUCUUCAACUACUUGGCCGGCUCGUUGACUCGCAUCUUCACCACGCUCCAGGAGGUCGACGACAAGCUUAUACUGUACGGCUUCAUCUCCGGCUUUGUCCUCAACGCCAUUCUCGCUCUGCAGAUGGUGUACUAUUGGAACGCUCCGUCGGCCAAGGCCAGGGGCAAGCAGAAGGAGGUUAUUCCCGUUGAGGCUCUGGGCCAGGGAAGUUCAUCAGCCGUUCCAAAGAAGGGACCCACCACUCGGCGCCGUGGUUAGACGAGAUUCUGUGGAGGUUCCUAUUUUUUUUUUUUCCUUAUUCUUUAUCUGGAUGCUGGUGUACAGGUCGGAAUCAGGGUACUGGCCAGGGAAUUGCUAAUAAGAAUAAGAUGAUGUGCCUAACUUGCCUGUGGCGUGCUCGUCAUCUGGCAUUCUUGGGCCUACAAUGUAUUUAAUAACGGAUAUAGCCAUUUAUCAGCAUUACUAUUCUACUUCAA
Messenger RNA from Trichoderma virens Gv29-8, 1150 nucleotides. RefSeq names its product monosaccharide-P-dolichol utilization protein. Bases 78 to 932 code for a protein of 284 amino acids. The transcript has 2 exons. The record is from RefSeq and is a predicted model, not a curated record. Lineage: Eukaryota; Fungi; Ascomycota; Sordariomycetes; Hypocreales; Hypocreaceae.